Clarias gariepinus (North African catfish) is the source of this 2286-nucleotide messenger RNA. RefSeq lists its product as uncharacterized. The transcript is spliced from 4 exons. Gene Ontology annotation, molecular function: RNA binding. The record is from RefSeq and is a predicted model, not a curated record. Gene Ontology annotation, cellular component: cytoplasmic stress granule; nucleoplasm. NCBI's taxonomy places the organism in Eukaryota, Metazoa, Chordata, Actinopteri, Siluriformes, Clariidae. Bases 140 to 970 code for a protein of 276 amino acids.
CCUCCAAAUGCGGAAGUCGCUCUAAACUGCUUCCACCCGGUCGGAGUGAGAGAGUCAGCCUCCACGCCAAACAACACAGCAACACGCUACAAAUAAUCCUCUUACCGCAGUUUAUCAGCCGGAGAUUCAACCAAUCGACAUGCACAUUAAAACAGGUACCUGGGAAUCAAAUAAUGCUGUGUGCGAAUCAGAUACGCUGUGCGACCCUGCUGUGCUCGUCUCUCCUCCCCAAGCUGAGCCGCACAUCCGGAACCGGCGGCUCUCUCCUGGCUCUGGCAGUUGUGGUGGAGGCGGGGGUGGUUGCGCCGCCAGAAUGGACACACUUCCUCCCCGUCAGACAUCAAACAGCCCUAAUCAUCAUCAUGAAGGACCUUCAAAUGGACCUGCUCACACACAAUCCCUGAACAGGGAGCACAGAGCGCAGAACAGAGGCAGAGGCCCUCGGCGUGAAGGAGCUGGUCAAAAACUCCAGAAAUCCUCUCAGGCACAGAAGGAGCGGUGGAUGGGUGAGACGCUGUCGUCGCUCAGACCUCCUCCCGCUUUCCCGGUAAAGGACAGCCCUGCGAAGCUGCAGCCAGCAGUCAGUUAUGCUUCCAAGGUGAAGGCGGGUGGGUUCUCUGGUAGUGUGGUUGAAGAGCCACCUGGCAUCGGGGCGCUUCUGCAGAACCAGUGGGGACUCAGCUUCAUCACUGAUGGUCCGGCGAUGGAGAGCUCCGUUUCGGUUGCAGAAGAUGUUACAGAGCAGAGUUCACCCGAGAGCAUCGAUCACAUUAUUGGAGAAAUGGUUUUCGAAAACUCAGCUGCUUCACCAAUCCAGUGCUCGAAGGAGCCUGGGGAUUCUGCGCAGCUGCUGCUCACAUGUCGUCACCUAAUGGAAGCUGCACAGUAUCACACACAAGAAUGGCGUGCAAUUGUCAGGAAACAAAAAGAAGAUCCCGUGAAGGUCGUCUGGUACACGGACUCAUCAUAGCAGUUUGCACGACACAUGGCUACUUUUCCCUCAUACACUCUGUACUCCAUACAUGCACACACACACAACGUCAUACUCUUUCUAGCACACUUAACAGUUAAACUCACCCUCUAAUCCUCUUUGCACUCAUCUUUACCCCAAACUCCCCCUCCCCAUGUAACGCAAGAAAUGUCUCCGAUGCAUGGAUGCCUUAAAACUUGUCAUGUGGCGUGGAGACCUUUCCGCACAUCCUCUAUUUUAUCAUGGUGGAGAACACUGUUUACUUUUUUCCUUUUAUAGAAUAUCUUUCUAAAGAUCUGGCCAUUUUAUUCUGAGGGGCAAAACUUUACUUUGCCGUAGCGUUUUAGCCCCACUGUAUUUCUCUUUCUUCCCCCAUUCUAAAGUUCUCCUGUAAUCACACUGAAAAUCUCCAUCCCUCUGUAAUUUUAGUCCUUUCCCCUUUUUCUUUUUCGGUCACGUCCCAUUUUCUUAUUGUGUGUGUACCUUACAUGGGUGCAGCUGGCACGCUUCGUCGGUGCACAAAUUUCCGUUCUUAGUGCUGUUUUUAAAAUAUUUCCUCCCUUGAAUGUAAAAUGUACAAUAGAAAUCUUUUUAAAGGCGCACUGGAAGAGAAUUAAGUGAAGUGUUGCAGAAUAAAAGCAAAGUAUAAAACUAUUGUCUAUUUUUAUUAUUACUACAUACAGAGAAAUGUAUUUACUGGAAAAAAUGGGGGGGAACUCAGGUUGGUUUCGAACAUUGUUUACUAAAACUUUAAGAUUGUUUACAGUUAAUUCAAUUUUAGAAUUUACAUUUUGUUUCCCCUCCGUUGUGUUAAUGUGAGUAAUCACAGCAAAAACAAUUAUUUAAAACUUCUAUUAAAAUGUAUAAGUAAUGUGUUCUGUACAUGGCUCUGUAAUCUCUAACGUGUUACAGCUACUGGAUGUAAUCAGCAUUUCUAGAAAGAGCUAGAACCUGGUCCUUGGGCUUGUCUUGGCUUUUUCUCUUUUCUUUUUUUUUUCCCCCAGCUUAGCUUCUCCAGUGCGGCUUGACAUUUUUUAACAUGCUUUCAUUAAAUCACAGGUUCCAGCCUGUCGUGUUAUGUUAAAGUAUGAUGCCAGACAGAAGACUGUUUGCUUUGUUUUAUGUAGAUCUGCAAGAUGUUCUCAAAUGUAUCUGUGUUUAGGUACUAAAUACAAAUAUUGUUUAUUAACAAUCUUCAAAGCAAAAAGGUUCAGUAAGGUCUAAAGUUGAAUACGGUAUACGAACCACAGCUCUAAAGUGUUUUGAUUUGCUUAUUUGUUGACAUUAGAGGGAAGAAAAUAAACUCAGGAACUACA